Messenger RNA from Dovyalis caffra, 1122 nucleotides. NCBI's taxonomy places the organism in Eukaryota, Viridiplantae, Streptophyta, Magnoliopsida, Malpighiales, Salicaceae. The record is from the annotation of a GenBank genome assembly.
AUGAUCUUAGUUGGCUGCAUUGCUAAUCCAAAAGUGGCACUAUUGAAAGGCAUCCACAAAGAAGUUGAAGUUAUCAAAGAUGAUUUGGAAGCCAUUAGAGCUUUCCUGAAAGUUGCAGAUUCGAAGGCAAAGAAAGAAGGCAUCAAUGAGGGUGUGAAAAUAUGGGUCAAGCAAGCACAAAAGUGGCCUAUCACAUUGAAGAUGUCAUUGACAAAUACAUGCUUCUUGGGACACAACAUCGCACGCCACGAGAUAGCAUCAGAAAUUCUAGAUAUUCAAAAAGUUCUUCAAACUAUCAAGGAGAUAAGUGUAGCAUUCCAGUUCAUUUCUUCAGAGCAAGGAGCAUCUAGUAAUGCAAGAAGAGCAAUAUUGCAUGAUCCUCGCAUGGGUUCUAUUUUCAUUGAACAAGGCGAACUUGUUGGCAUUGAAUCUCCAAGAGAUAAACUGACAAGCUACUCAAAGGACGGUCAUCUCAUUUGUUGGUAUGGGGGAGUGGGUAAAACCACUCUUGCUAAGAAAGUAUACGACAGCCUAAGAGUGAAAGAUCACUUCAAAUGUCAUGCUUGGGCGAUGGUGUCUCAAUCAUAUGAAGCCAAAAAAGAGUGUUGUCCUGAAAACAUUGUCACAGUCGAUGAGUCAUCAUUGAUUGGCGAGCUCAGAAAUUAUUUACAGCUAGAGGGGUAUUUCAUUGUAAUCGAUGAUCGUGAAUUUGAAGGCCGAUGCCCUACAGAUUUGGAGGAGUUGUCGAGGGACAUACUCGGACAAUGCAGAGGAUUGCCUCUCGCCAUUGUCGCCAUCGGUGGACUGCUAGCGAGCAAAGAAAAGGUUGAUAAAAUAGAGGUGAUAGUUGCUGUGAUUUCUGAUGGUCGGUCGAUGGAUGAGAGCAAAGGGGACUGGAUGAUGGGUCAGUGGCUUGUGGAGGAGAGUGAUGGAGUAGCUUUUGGAUGGCUUUGCGAUGUUGCGUGCCAGAUAGAGAUAGAGAUAGAGAUAGAUAUAGAGAGAGAGAGAGCACCUAGGAGCUACAGCUAUAUUUGGGUGGAGAAGCUGAAGAGGUAUGAGAAGAUGAAUUGUGGAGCAACAAGAUGUCAGCGGAAUGAUGAAAAGCAAGAGGAGCUUUUAUAG